GAUAAUGGUGAUGACCGGUCUGAGAGUAUCCUUGCUGAAAACCACGUGGAUGGCACCCCAGGGAUCCUGAGCGGAGCCGGCGGGAGGAAGCCCAUGAAGACGGGCAUGAAGGAGCUGGCGGUUAUGAGGGAGAAGGUGAACGAGCAGCAGCGGCAGAUGGGCAAAGUCGGCAAGCCCCAUCACAACCAUGAGGACUCGAAGAAGUCGCGGCUGUCGUCGGGCAGGACCCCUUGUCAGCAGGAGCUGGAUCAGGUCCUGGAACGCAUCUCCACUAUGCGGUUGCCAGAUGAGCGAGGUCCCCUGGAGCAUCUCUACUCCCUCCACAUCCCCAACUGUGACAAGCAUGGCUUGUACAAUCUCAAACAGUGCAAGAUGUCGGUGAAUGGGCAGCGUGGCGAGUGCUGGUGCGUGGACCCCAUCCACGGGAAGGUGAUCCAGGGCGCACCCACCAUCCGUGGGGACCCGGAGUGCCACCUCUUCUACACAGCCCACGAGCAGGAGGACCGAGGAGCACACGCCCUGCGGAGCCAGUAGACAGAUGUGAUCCUGCUUGCUGGAGGCGGCUCGCCGUGACCCCAGUGCUGGAUUUUACAUGGAUUUCAGCGUGUCUCUUUAGGCUCUGGAGGAGACUGGGGUUGGGUCCUGUGUGCUACCCUCCUUCCCCUGCUGCCUGGCUCCUAGGGAGGGGAGGGGCGGUGGAGGGGGGGGUUGCAAGGAGAAGGGACUGCUUUCCUAUAGUCUUUCACCCAACGUAAGCCGGAGAACCGGUCUUUUUUGCUCCUCACCCCGCGACCCUGUCCUCCCUGCUGCUUUGCGG
Molecule: messenger RNA, 817 nt
Organism: Apaloderma vittatum (bar-tailed trogon)
Lineage: Eukaryota; Metazoa; Chordata; Aves; Trogoniformes; Trogonidae
Product: insulin-like growth factor-binding protein 2
Exons: 3
Coding region: 94-534 (146 amino acids)
Biological process (GO): regulation of insulin-like growth factor receptor signaling pathway
Cellular component (GO): extracellular region
Molecular function (GO): insulin-like growth factor II binding; insulin-like growth factor I binding
Source: RefSeq, a predicted model, not a curated record